Messenger RNA from Galleria mellonella (greater wax moth), 1586 nucleotides. RefSeq lists its product as uncharacterized. The transcript has 4 exons. The record is from RefSeq and is a predicted model, not a curated record. Bases 375 to 968 code for a protein of 197 amino acids. NCBI's taxonomy places the organism in Eukaryota, Metazoa, Arthropoda, Insecta, Lepidoptera, Pyralidae.
UACCUAUUUUACGGCGAAUUCGGUUUAUCGAAACAAGCUGAUGGAAAUUAGAUCGGAUAUAACUGACGCAAUAAGAUACAAAAAAAUUGAACUUAAAUGCUGAAACCAAAUAGCGAAGGCAAUUGAGCGAAGAAGUAUUAACAAGUGUCAGUUGACUGCUGGCCAUUGUGAAAGACCAAGCCGGCUGCAAUCAAAGUUAUAUAAAGUACAAGCCUUGAAUUAUUGUGUAGAGUUGGAACCCAACGUCAAAAGGCAACGGUUUUUGCUCGGCUAACGUAAGGUGACAAACCAAAAGGACUACGUUGGACUAUGAUUCGUUUUUCUUUUUACCGAAUUUUCUAAUUAAAGUUUUUUUACUUUCAGACAAUUUCAUAAUGGCACUCAAAUUUGUGCCGAUAGUACUGGCUGUGUUGCAUGUGGUCGCUGCGAAGCCAGCAACGACAUUGCAAGAUUUAGAGGUAGCCGAUGAUACAAUGUCAGUUGGCUCCUACAUAAGGGAAACAAGAGCUGCAGCGCCACAAGAUUAUCACAAAUCAUAUGAAAACGAAGGUGACGGUGAGAUCGGAUAUUCCAGAAAGAAGUCGGGCGGCGGGAAAAAGGGUUAUCAGCAUUUCGACUCGUAUCACAAGAAAGCCGGUGACAAUUACGAGUUUGAGAAACAAGAUUCAUUCGGAUUAGACGGAAAGGAACAAGAUGGCGCGUAUAGUCACAGGGAUGAACAGGAACAAGAUGGCGCGUACAGCCACAGGGAUGAACAGAAAGUUCGGAAUCGCAAACCUCGCAGGCGUCCAGAUGAUGUCGAAGAAAUAGAACAAUUUGAGGAGGGCAGACCAGAAGUAGAACAUGAGGAUUUGAAGGAAGGCGCUCCUGACGGCAAUGGAGGGACCGAGGCUCACGGCCACGAUGUCAGGGACUAUACACUACCAGAAAAAUACACAUACGGUUCCGGUGAAGAAUAUAAUUUCUAAUUUAAAUACAUAGAAAAAUAAUAUUAAAAAUAAUUUUAUAAAUUUUAGACUGAAUAGAUAUUAGUCUGAAUUUCUAUAAUUGUUACUUAUUGAAUUUAUUGCUAUAACGCAAUUAUGAUUUUUUUUAAAUUAUUUUAUAUAGCUAGCUAGAAAGUAAGUGUUGUCUUAAAUGUAUUUUAAAAAUAACUGGAUUGACUUAAACAUAUUUUUAACGUAAUAAAUACUCGUGAUUAAGAGUCAAUUAUAAGCGAUCUAGUUAUUUUUACAAUUAAAACAAAAUAUGUACUUACUUAAAUGAAUUUUAACAAUAAAAUAAUAAUAAAAAUAAAUGUGUUAUAAAAAUUGCACUUUUGUAUUUCAAAGUAACAUCUUCAGAUAGAUCAGAAGUAAGAAGAUUUAUAGUCAACAUCCUAAUUGUUUUUAAUAAAAAAAAAAAAAACAGAAAUGCUAUUUUUGAUACUAUUUUUUUUUAUAUAUAUGGCACGGCAUAAAGUGCAUUCGGUAACAACAAAGCUACUAUUUUAGGAUGUUUUGUUUCUAUCAUGAUAUUUUUUUUUUAUUAAUGAAAAUAAAGUAGUACAUGUGGGGCCCUUGUAGAUUAAACCAGACGGGAUUCCA